Molecule: messenger RNA, 942 nt
Organism: Pelmatolapia mariae (spotted tilapia)
Lineage: Eukaryota; Metazoa; Chordata; Actinopteri; Cichliformes; Cichlidae
Gene: ccdc74a
Exons: 7
Coding region: 1-942 (313 amino acids)
Source: RefSeq, a predicted model, not a curated record
AUGUCAAGUCAUAACCUGCCACCGGUGCGCCAUUUGCCACACUGGACCAGAGUAGGGCGGUUAGAGAAGCCUUGCUCGCUACGACGCUUACCGGCUAACCCUGAACAGCGGCUCCCGCUACCUGUUAUCAAGCCAGCGGGCAGAGCAGCGGCAGAGACGUCCUGUCAGAGCGGCAGCACGGACCUCCGGGUCGCUUCACUGCAAAGAAACGUCCAGUUCCUACAAGAACAGCACAAGGAAACACUGAAGAAGCUCCACGCAGAGAUAGAGAACCUCAGACGGGAGAAUAAAGAGUUGAAGUAUAAGCUGAUAAUGGAGCCUCCUAAGUCAGGUAGAAAAGGUAACAUGUUUAAUCGACAAAACUGUAGACCACCCACUCAGGGCAGUCAAGCCCAUACUGGACUGUACGUGGAGGAGCCACUGCAGGACACGAGACUCUUGCAGGACCAGGCUCUCAGUAGCAUUGGAGCAUGCACUGAAAUUCUGGAUUCAGCCAGGCAGGACCAUGGCACGGAGGCCAAUGGGCGCCUCAUCACUUCACUGCAGCCUCUCCGAAUUCACAGCAGUUCCUCCCAGCCCCCACGGGCCCCCACACUACAGGAGUGUGAGGUCAUCAUCCGACAGCUAUAUAAUGCUAACAGCUUACAGUCUCAGGAGAUCGUGCGUGUGAAAGCACUGCUCAGAGACAUUGUUUCAAACAAGAAAAUCACCACAGAAAACUACAUCAUGGCUAAGGCCUACCUUUCAGAUGGAACUCGGUCUUUAGAAGAAAACAAAUUACCAAAACUUGGCCUUCAGUCAUUCCCAGAAAAACAGUGUGGAACAUCUCAGUCUGGGGUUGUCUUCCCUGCCCUCAAACAGAGCCUUGUCUACAACAUUGCAGAAAGACAGAAGAGGUCCCGUGCUGUGCAGAGAGACCGUUUGAGAAGGGCUGUUCAGUGA